AUGGCUGGGACUGGCACGGCGAAUUCUACGCUCAUGGAGGUUAAAAAUAAUGAUGUGACGCCCAGCGCCGUAGUGGCAAAGCCAUGCCACAAUUGCAGACGCCGAAGACUCAGAUGCGAUCGUUCCUUGCCGUCUUGUCAAAAGUGCAUUAAAAAGGGUGAAAAGUGCCUUGGGUAUGGCAAGCUGCUUGUCUGGAACCGAGGCGUGGCAAGUCGUGGGAAGAUGAUGGGCAAGUCGUUCGAUGUGCCUGCGGUUCCGGCCCAGGAACAAGCUACGGCUUCAGCAACGCCCGGACACCAGGAACUUUCCCUGCCCCGGAAGUACCGGUUUGUACCGAGCAAUGUGUCGGAGAGCGAUGCUGUCAACGACGACGAAACCGAGGUGUCCAUAAGCCCCUGCCUGGUUGAUCCGCUCUUCCAAGAUCUCGAUCGUACAUCCCGAUUCUACAUCUCGCACUUUCUAGUUACGGACCAGAUGUGCCGUGAUCUUGUAACAUAUGACGUUCCCAGGCACAACCCUUAUCGUGGCAUUGUUCCACUGAUUCGGGACCAUGCACUCUUGCUUCACGUCAUCAUUGCGAAUUCUGCAAUUCAUAUCUCCAACGUGCAGUCGAAAGGCUCGGCCCAGUUAAAUGGACUUCCCCGCCAACAUCCUCAUCAUGAUGCACUGAUGGCUAAGCAGAAAACACUCCAGCUUCUCAACAAGGCCAUGAAUGAUAUAAAUGCAGUAGAUCCAGAGGUGAUACUCACGGCCAUACUCCUCUCCAUCAACUAUGAGCUCGUGAGCUCAGGAAAGGAUGACUGGAAGGUGCAUGUGGAGGGUGCUCAGAAACUCAUAGAUUACUUUGGCAUGUCGAGACGCUCCGACUUAUCCUCCGCGAUGAGUGCGUUGCGCGAUCAUGUCGUAUCCGAUUGCCUCAUCUAUUACAUACUCGGCUCUACCUUCUCGGCUCGAAGACCGAAUAUGGGGACCGCAAGUUACCCGUUUCUUGAUGUAUUGCCAUUGCUCGAGCGUGCAGAGGCAAACAGUUACAUGUCAUGCCCUGCAUUUCUCCUACAGAUAAUGCUUUCGGCCUCCCAUCUGUCUAGCCUGGAUAAGGUGACGGCUUUUGAGCAAGAGCAGGCUCUCAACCUCAUAGAGAAGGCUAGAGGCUUUGAUAUCAAUGCUUGGGCAGCUUCCGUGCAAGGAAUUUCAUCCACCAAUGAUUUCGAAAGCCGUGUUCAUGUAGCAUCGGCACAUAAAUUAGCGGUGUGUCUCUAUAUUCACCAGGCUGUUCCUUCUGCGCGCUUGAUGGAUAAACACAGCAGCAAGGCCACUGUUGAAGAUAUCAUUGGUCAUCUUUCUUUUAUCCUUCCUGGAAACCUGCUUCUCAAGGGCACUUCUUGGCCCACUUUCAUAGCUGGUGCUGAAACUCACGAUCCAACUCACCGGGCCUGGAUUGUGGCGCGUCUUCAUGCCUUAUGGGAGAUGUUGCCAUGGGGCUAUGUCCACACUGCAAUCGAGAUGCUGAAAACGAUAUGGUCAAUGGAAGACUUGGCUACGGACACAACUGGUGGAUGGCUCCAGAAGCUGAAGGCCUUGGGAAAUGACUGGAUUGUUGUUUGA
Microsporum canis CBS 113480 is the source of this 1605-nucleotide messenger RNA. RefSeq names its product acriflavine sensitivity control protein acr-2. Gene Ontology annotation, molecular function: zinc ion binding; DNA-binding transcription factor activity, RNA polymerase II-specific; transcription cis-regulatory region binding. The record is from RefSeq and is a predicted model, not a curated record. Bases 1 to 1605 code for a protein of 534 amino acids. Gene Ontology annotation, cellular component: nucleus. The transcript has 3 exons. Gene Ontology annotation, biological process: positive regulation of transcription by RNA polymerase II. Lineage: Eukaryota; Fungi; Ascomycota; Eurotiomycetes; Onygenales; Arthrodermataceae.